Messenger RNA from Soboliphyme baturini, 540 nucleotides. The record is from the annotation of a GenBank genome assembly. NCBI's taxonomy places the organism in Eukaryota, Metazoa, Nematoda, Enoplea, Dioctophymatida, Soboliphymatidae.
AUGGCAUCGACGCCAUCGAAAAUCAUACCGGCUCGGCCGUCGCCCGGGUUACAAAGCGCGGCGCAGGCUGUUGCGGGAAUUAGGCAGACUGCGAAAACUUGGCAAUCAGAACCUGUUCAUCGCCCUCUGCCAGCUGAGGGCGUAGCAGAAAAACAACGGCUGAAGAAGACCGAUAGAACGACGACGAAGAUACCAGUCAGCAACGGAGAAGCUAACCCUUCUGAACGGAAGAGACACACAGCGCGAUGCCUCUUUAGCACGUCAGAAAAGGGUCCACGAGAACGACACCACCAGUGGGAGCUUAAAGUCGGAAACUUGAACAUAUCCUCACUUAGAGGAAAUAAACGAGAGCUAGCUGAUGAGGUCAUAAAGUACCAACUCGACACUGUUCGACUCUCGUCAAUGAAGCACCAAGGCUCUGGACUCCUGAACCUUAGCGGAUGGAAGCCAUCCUACUCAGUCGUAGAUAUCACGACUCGCGCUCAAGCCGGUGUUGGUGUUCUGGUAGAACUCAACCUCGCACAUAGAAUCAUUAAUUGA